This is a messenger RNA of Rattus norvegicus (Norway rat), 1634 nucleotides long. RefSeq names its product heat shock protein nuclear import factor hikeshi (gene Hikeshi). The record is from RefSeq and is marked validated. Gene Ontology annotation, cellular component: nucleus; cytoplasm; cytosol. The transcript has 6 exons. Lineage: Eukaryota; Metazoa; Chordata; Mammalia; Rodentia; Muridae. Bases 370 to 846 code for a protein of 158 amino acids.
AGAUGCGUUCCCGUGUUGCUAUGUAGUGGAGGGGCACGUUCCUUCCUGCAAAUUCUGGAAGGUUCUUGAGUUCAAUUAGGACAGUGGCUGCGGAAUUCCUGGUGUCCGGCCUGAGGUGCCCGCUGGCCGAGCAGAGGCGCCGAGGGCGCUGCCAUGUUUGGCUGCCUGGUGGCGGGGAGGCUGACUGGGCUUCUCUGUGUUCCCAUGGCUGUCUUAGGACUCUGCAGACCAGGAUGGCCUUGAACUCAGAGAUCGGCCUGUUUCCAAGUGCUGGGGUUAAAGGUGCAAACAGCUGCACAGCAAGUGGCAGAGGAUAAAUUUGUUUUUGACUUGCCUGAUUAUGAAAAUAUCAACCAUGUUGUGGUUUUUAUGCUGGGAACAAUCCCAUUUCCUGAGGGGAUGGGAGGAUCUGUCUACUUUUCCUAUCCUGAUUCAAAUGGGGUGCCAGUAUGGCAGCUCCUAGGAUUUGUCACGAAUGGGAAGCCAAGUGCCAUCUUCAAAAUAUCAGGUCUUAAAUCUGGAGAAGGAAGCCAGCACCCAUUUGGAGCCAUGAAUAUUGUGCGAACCCCAUCUGUUGCCCAGAUUGGAAUCUCGGUGGAGUUGUUGGACAGUUUGGCUCAGCAGACUCCCGUAGGCAGUGCCGCUGUGUCCUCGGUUGACUCCUUCACACAGUUCACACAGAAGAUGUUGGACAACUUCUACAAUUUUGCUUCAUCAUUUGCUCUCUCUCAGGCCCAGAUGACACCAAAUCCAUCGGAAAUGUUCAUCCCAGCAAAUGUGGUUCUGAAAUGGUAUGAAAACUUUCAAAGACGACUAGCACAGAACCCUCUCUUUUGGAAAACAUAAUUUGAAUAAAAUAAUUUGUCAUGUCAUGUAAAGGCACGAAGUCAAAUGGGUCAUGAAGCCUACCUUUCAAAAAGAACCUGCUUAGUGACUAUGAGACUUAUAAAACCCUUAUAAAAAUUAGAACCGUUGAACAAGGAAAAUGUUCAAUAUUAAUUACCUUUUCCCUUGUAAGUAUGACAUACUUCUUGGAGGCAAACAUUUUGUAUCAGCUGUCGUUCAUUUCUUAAAAUAAAUCCUACUCACAGCAGUAGCAUUUGAAAUGCCAUCGCCUGUGUAACCUUUCGUUUAUUCUCACAGUACUUUGCUGGAGUAGCUAACUUGUUUGUUGCUUGGUUUUAAGGGUCUCAUGUGGCCCAGGGUGGCUAGUAACUAGUGCUGUGAUCACAGGCCUUCUCCAUCAGGCCCUGCCUAAUGUAGGUAACUUUAAAUCAACUCUCAUAAUUGGGGGACUUUUGGAAAACAUGUCAAAUAUGUGUUUUAAGAUAGAAAAAUUAUCUUCAGGGAGUAUUUCUUUUCUUUCUUUUUUGUGUUUUGUUUUUGAGACAGGGCCUCAUGUGGCCCAGGCUAGACUCACACUCCCUCUGUAGCUAAGAAUACGUUGUCCUGAUGCCCAGUUCUGGCUCCUGAGUGCUGGUAUUACAGAAUGCACCACCACAUUGUUUUAGGAAAUAUUUUUUAAGAUUAGCAAGUUUGUUGUUUUUCAAUCAAGAAAGGUAGGUUGUGAGUUUUUAUGUCUGCAGAUUGAUAUGUUUUUAUUUAAUAAAUUUUCUAUGUUUAAUACCAGUGAA